Solanum stenotomum is the source of this 1614-nucleotide messenger RNA. RefSeq lists its product as uncharacterized. The coding region runs from base 1 to 1614 and encodes 537 amino acids. The record is from RefSeq and is a predicted model, not a curated record. Gene Ontology annotation, molecular function: protein dimerization activity. NCBI's taxonomy places the organism in Eukaryota, Viridiplantae, Streptophyta, Magnoliopsida, Solanales, Solanaceae. The transcript has 5 exons.
AUGUAUGAUGCGGGGCUUCCUUUUAAUUGUGUCAAUCACAAAUUGUUUGAUAAAUUUAUUGAGACAGUAGGACAACAUGGCCCCGGAAUGAAGCCUCCUACAUUCCAUGAAGUUAGAGUUACUCACCUAAAACAAGAGGUGGAGAAAGUGGAAAAAAUUGUUGAUGAGCAUAAACUGCAAUGGACAAAGUUUGGAUGUUCCAUUAUGAUGGACAAAUGGACGGCUCGAAAUGGUAAACUGAUCAUCAAUAUUUUGGUGAAUUCUCCAAUCGGUAGUGUAUUUCUUGGUUCUAUUGAUGCUAGCAAUGAAUCUACCGAUUCCACCAAAAUGUACAAGUUGUUUGAAAGCACUAUUGAAAGAAUUGGACCGGGAAAUGUUGUACAAAUUGUCACCGAUAAUGCUAGCGAGAAUGUUAAAGCGGGAAGCAUGAUGAUGGGUGCGUACCCAUACAUUUAUUGGACUCCAUGUGCUGCUCAUUGCAUCAACUUGAUGUUUGGUGAUAUAUUCAAGGUUAAGCCAUAUGCUUCCAUUUUUAAGAAGGUCAUCAGAAUCCAUUCUUACAUUAGUCAAAGGCCAUUGUUGUUAAACUUGAUGAGAAAAUUCACCAAGGAAAGAAAUUUGGUGAAACCAGCCAAGACAAGAUUUGCAACGGCCUUCUUGACUUUGAGAGCUAUGUACAUACAAAGAAAAAACUUGAGAACUUUAGUCCUCUCAACCGAAUGGACUUCAAGUAAAUUUGCAAAGAAAACUUUAGGGAAAGAAGUUGACAAUCUUAUUAUUUCUGCCCACUUUUGGGAUGAUGUUGUUCGAGCACUUACAGUUUGUGGCCCUUUGACAAAAGUGCUUCGUUUGGUGGAUGGGGAGAAAAAACCACCAAUGGGCUAUAUUUAUGAAGCAAUGGAUAGAGCCAAAGAAACUAUUGCACGGGGUUUUCGUGGAGUUAAGAAGCAAUAUGAGAAAGUGCUUGAAAUUAUUGAUGCAAGGUGGUCAGACCAACUCCAUCGGCCUUUGCAUGUUGCAGCAAUACAAGAUUUACUAGUCGCUGAGCUUCCUAGGUACAAAAUGGCGGAUAGACUAUUUGGUUGUGGUCCGGCUAAAAGAGCUAGAGACACAAGGUCACCGGUUAUUCAGUGGUCACUAUUUGGUAGUGAAACACCAAACUUGCAAAAGUUUGCCAUGAAAUUAUUAAGCCUAACUUGUAGCUCAUCUGGAUGUGAGCGAAAUUGGAGUGCCAACACAACAUUGAAACGUCGUUAUGAUGCUCAUGAUCUCAUUGAUCCAAUUCGCUUGGAUAACAUUGAUGAUUCAAAUGAAUGGUUAGUUGGAUGCCCCGAAGAUCAAGAAGAUGAACUAGUAUAUGAGGAUGAUGAUCUUACUUGGGGUAGUGUUGCUACGACAAUUGGAGCUGAUGAGAGUAUCUAUCAUCUUAGGGGACUUUCUUCAAGAUCAAGAGCACUUGACAAGGGCAAAGGAGUAGAAACUACAUCUACAAGUUCAACUUCAAGUAGGACUCGAACACUAAUUGAUGAAGACUACGAGGAGGAAGAUGAGGAGAAAUAUAAUGAUGUAGAGGAUGUUGAUCUUCAAGAGUUGGAUAGUUUUGAAGAAGAAUAG